Messenger RNA from Coregonus sp. 'balchen', 12690 nucleotides. The record is from the annotation of a GenBank genome assembly. Lineage: Eukaryota; Metazoa; Chordata; Actinopteri; Salmoniformes; Salmonidae.
GGCUUCAGUGACAGCCAGCUUCCUACCUUACAGGGGCUUCAGACAGCCAGCUUCCUACCUUACAGGGGCUUCAGUCAGCCAGCUUCCUACCUUACAGGGUUUUCAGUGACAGCCAGCUUCCUACCUUACAGGGACUUCAGACAGCCAGCUUCAUACCUUACAGGGGCUUCAGUCAGCCAGCUUCCUACCUUACAGGGGCUUCAGACAGCCAGCUUCCUACCUUACAGGGGCUUCAGUCAGCCAGCUUCCUACCUUACAGGGGCUUCAGACAGCCAGCUUCCUACCUUACAGGGGCUUCAGACAGCCAGCUUCCUACCUUACAGGGGCUUCAGUCAGCCAGCUUCCUACCUUACAGGGGCUUCAGUGAUUAGACUCUAGUGUUGUUGCUCUCUCUUCUUGUAGAUGGUUCAGAUGGGUCUGGCCCAAACACUGAUUCUCAGGGUAGUGUGGACAGUUUACGGAAGCACCUGCGGGCCGAUGCUUUCACUCAGCAGCAGCUGGAAGCUUUGGACCGGGUCUUUGAACGCCCCUCGUACCCUGACGUCUUCCCAACCUCGGAGCACAUCAAACCAGAACAGGUUAGCAACGUCUUGUUGUUUGUUACCAUUAACACUAUCAAAUACACCUGUAUUACACCCACCUCACCACUUCCAUUCCAUCCAAGUUCCAUCGCCGCGAGCUGUACAACCAUGAUAUUGUUGUUGUUGUUGUUUUUUCUGUUUGUUUAUUUUUAGUGUAUUUUUUGCUUCUCCUAACGUAGAUUUCCCUGAAACUCAACAGAUUGUUAUUUACUUUUUUGUGCUGAGAGAUUCUGCUAUUUUAUUUAGUUGGCCCAGAGGCCUCCGAAGUAGCACACAGCAAUCUGAGCAAUACAUAUCUGCUCCACGCAGCUCUCAAAAAUAAAAUGGCCACAAAAGUCUAGGCUGUUAAAACAGUCAUUCCAGUGUUUUAGAAAACAGCAUGUAAAAUGCUGUAGGGAUCUCAGGGAAAACUCCCACGUCGUAUUGAUCUUGGGAUGAAAAAACACCACAUUCUCUGGAUCCCUUAUAAUUGAGAAUAACAGAAAGGCAACAUGCAAUUAAUCAAUACCUCUAUUUUUCUCUAUUUUUUUUGCUGCUGUGUUAUUUGACUCUGUGUUUCUGUUAUAGUUCUGUGUCAUUCUUCAAUAAUGUUUUUAUUGAAACAGUGUAUGAAGCAGCUUUCGGGCUGUCAGAUUUAUCACAGAAAUGUUUUUAUAAAUUGUAAACAUAGCAAGGGGCUUUCUUGAUUUGUUUUCUUGAGGUGUUUUCACACACCUGGGUGUAUAUACAGGAUUUUCAAUGUUUAUUCCUUUUGAUGUCAACACCACAAACACUCACCACCUAUCCAUCCUCAUUUACCAAAUGAAGACCCCAUCUGUAACCACCCCCUACCCAAAACCACAAUAACUAGACCCUUAUAUGUUUACAUACUACAUGUAUUCUUAUUAAAACCUCUCGUAGGCUUAUUACAAUGGAUAACCUUUAUUUACUUUCAUUAGACUAUUAAACAACAAGAGACUAUUCAUUUGUCCCCGUAUAAAACUACAAGUAUUUAAGGAGGGACCCAUAAAAGAAGCUAAAGCAAUGGGCCUAAUUGAGUUCAUUUUAAUUUCUCUCCGAUCGCGGUGAAUUACGUAGGUAAUAAAUCAGUAGGACAGGACUCACCUCCAGAAGAGAGCCUAAUUUGGAGCUAAUUACCAAACUGAUUUCUACUGGAAGAUCAAUACCAAAACGAAUUGGAAAUGACUUGCAAUCACAGAGAGCUUCAGAUAGAGUAUUAAAGAAGAGGAAGAGAGAAAAGGAGGAGGGGUUCAAAAGAAAAAGAGGCCAGUAGAGGAAUAAUGGAAUAAGAGGCCAGUAGAAGAAUAUGGGAAUAAGAGGCCAGUAGAACAAUAAGGGAAUAAGAGGCCAGUAGAACAAUAAGGGAAUAAGAGACCAGUAGAACAAUAAGGGAAUAAGAGACCAGUAGAACAAUAAGGGAAUAAGAGGCCAGUAGAACAAUAAGGGAAUAAGAGGCCAGUAGAACAAUAAGGGAAUAAGAGACCAGUAGAACAAUAAGGGAAUAAGAGACCAGUAGAACAAUAAGGGAAUAAGAGACCAGUAGAACAAUAAGGGAAUACGAGACCAGUAGAACAAUAAGGGAAUAAGACGCCAGUAGAACAAUAAGGGAAUAAGAGGCCAGUAGAACAAUAAGGGAAUAAGAGUCCAGUAGAACAAUAAGGGAAUAAGAGACCAGUAGAACAAUAAGGGAAUACGAGACCAGUAGAACAAUAAGGGAAUAAGACGCCAGUAGAACAAUAAGGGAAUAAGAGGCCAGUAGAACAAUAAGGGAAUAAGAGACCAGUAGAACAAUAAGGGAAUAAGAGACCAGUAGAACAAUAAGGGAAUACGAGACCAGUAGAACAAUAAGGGAAUAAGACGCCAGUAGAACAAUAAGGGAAUAAGAGACCAGUAGAACAAUAAGGGAAUACGAGACCAGUAGAACAAUAAGGGAAUAAGACGCCAGUAGAACAAUAAGGGAAUAAGAGGCCAGUAGAACAAUAAGGGAAUAAGAGUCCAGUAGAACAAUAAGGGAAUAAGAGACCAGUAGAACAAUAAGGGAAUACGAGACCAGUAGAACAAUAAGGGAAUAAGACGCCAGUAGAACAAUAAGGGAAUAAGAGGCCAGUAGAACAAUAAGGGAAUAAGAGACCAGUAGAACAAUAAGGGAAUAAGAGACCAGUAGAACAAUAAGGGAAUACGAGACCAGUAGAACAAUAAGGGAAUAAGACGCCAGUAGAACAAUAAGGGAAUAAGAGGCCAGUAGAACAAUAAGGGAAUAAGAGUCCAGUAGAACAAUAAGGGAAUAAGAGACCAGUAGAACAAUAAGGGAAUACGAGACCAGUAGAACAAUAAGGGAAUAAGACGCCAGUAGAACAAUAAGGGAAUAAGAGGCCAGUAGACAAUAAGGGAAUAAGAGACCAGUAGAACAAUAAGGGAAUAAGAGACCAGUAGAACCAUAAGGGAAUACGAGACCAGUUAGAACAAUAAGGGAAUAAGACGCCAGUAGAACAAAUAAGGGAAUACGAGACCAGUAGAACAAUAAGGGAAUAAGAGACCAGUAGAACAAUAAGGGAAUAAGAGACCAGUAGAACAAUAAGGGAAUACGAGACCAGUAGAACAAUAAGGGAAUAGACGCCAGUAGAACAAUAAGGGAAUAAGAGGCCAGUAGAACAAUAAGGGAAUAAGAGUCCAGUAGAAACAAUAAGGGAAUAAGAGACCAGUUAGAACAAUAAGGGAAUACGAGACCAGUAGAACAAUAAGGGAAUAAAGACGCCAGUAGAAACAAUUAAGGGAAUAAGAGGCCAGUAGAACAAUAAGGGAAUAAGACGCCAGUAGAACAAUAAGGGAAUAAGAGGCCAGUAGAACAAUAAGGGAAUAAGAGGCCAGUAGAACAAUAAGGGAAUACGAGACCAGUAGAACAAUAAGGGAAUAAGAGACCAGUAGAACAAUAAGGGAAUACGAGUCCAGUAGAACAAUAAGGGAAUACGAGUCCAGUAGAACAAUAAGGGAAUAAGAGUCCAGUAGAACAGUAAGGGAAUACGAGGCCAGUAGAACAAUAAGGGAAUAAGAGACCAGUAGAACAAUAAGGGAAUAAGAGACCAGUAGAACAAUAAGGGAAUAAGAGACCAGUAGAACAAUAAGGGAAUACGAGGCCAGUAGAACAAUAAGGGAAUAAGAGACCAGUAGAACAAUAAGGGAAUAAGAGACCAGUAGAACAAUAAGGGAAUAAGAGACCAGUAGAACAAUAAGGGAAUAAGAGUCCAGUAGAACAGUAAGGGAAUACGAGGCCAGUAGAACAAUAAGGGAAUAAGAGACCAGUAGAACAAUAAGGGAAUAAGAGACCAGUAGAACAAUAAGGGAAUAAGAGACCAGUAGAACAAUAAGGGAAUAAGAGAACAGUAGAACAAUAAGGGAAUAAGAGUCCAGUAGAACAAUAAGGGAAUAAGAGACCAGUAGAACAGUAAGGGAAUACGAGGCCAGUAGAACAAUAAGGGAAUAAGAGACCAGUAGAACAAUAAGGGAAUAAGAGAACAGUAGAACAAUAAGGGAAUAAGAGACCAGUAGAACAAUAAGGGAAUAAGAGAACAGUAGAACAAUAAGGGAAUAAGAGUCCAGUAGAACAAUAAGGGAAUAAGAGACCAGUAGAACAAUAAGGGAAUAAGAGAACAGUAGAACAAUAAGGGAAUAAGAGAACAGUAGAACAAUAAGGGAAUAAGAGAACAGUAGAACAAUAAGGGAAUAAGAGUCCAGUAGAACAAUAAGGGAAUAAGACGCCAGUAGAAGAAUAUGGGAAUAAGAGGCCAGUAGAACAAUAAGGGAAUAAGAGACCAGUAGAACAGUAAGGGAAUAAGAGACCAGUAGAACAAUAAGGGAAUACGAGGCCAGUAGAACAAUAAGGGAAUAAGAGACCAGUAGAACAAUAAGGGAAUAAGAGAACAGUAGAACAAUAAGGGAAUAAGAGACCAGUAGAACAAUAAGGGAAUAAGAGACCAGUAGAACAAUAAGGGAAUAAGAGAACAGUAGAACAAUAAGGGAAUAAGAGUCCAGUAGAACAAUAAGGGAAUAAGACGCCAGUAGAAGAAUAUGGGAAUAAGAGGCCAGUAGAACAAUAAGGGAAUAAGAGACCAGUAGAACAGUAAGGGAAUAAGAGACCAGUAGAACAAUAAGGGAAUACGAGGCCAGUAGAACAAUAAGGGAAUAAGAGACCAGUAGAACAAUAAGGGAAUAAGAGAACAGUAGAACAAUAAGGGAAUAAGAGUCCAGUAGAACAAUAAGGGAAUAAGACGCCAGUAGAAGAAUAUGGGAAUAAGAGGCCAGUAGAACAAUAAGGGAAUAAGAGGCCAGUAGAACAAUAAGGGAAUAAGAGGCCAGUGAAACAAUAAGGGAAUAAGAGGCCAGUAGAACAAUAAGGGAAUAAGAGGCCAGUAGAACAAUAAGAGGAAUAAGAGUCCAGAACCUAGGGAAUAAGAGGCAGUAGAAAAAUAAGGGAAUAAAGAGUCCAGUAGAACAAUAGGAAUAAGAGGGCCAGUAGAACAAUAGGGAGAAGAGGCCAGUAGAAGAAUAACGACUAAGUGGCCAGUUAUGAACACAAACAUGGAAUAAUGAGGCCGUUAGAAAAAACCAUAAGGGAAUAAGAGUCCAGUAUAGAACAAUAAGGGAAUAAGAGGCCCGAGAACAAUAAGGGAAUAAGAGGCCAGUAGAGAAUAACGAAUUAAGUGGCCAGUAGAACACAUGGGAAAUAGAGGCCAGUAGAACAAUAAGGGACGAAUAAGAGGCCAGUUAGAACAAUAAGGGAAAUAAGAGGCCAGUUAGAACAAAAGGGAAUAAGACGACAAUAGGGAAUAAGAGGCCAGAAACAUAAGAAUAAGGGCAGUAGAACAUACGUAGGAAUAAGAGAGUGAACAAUAGGGAAUGCAGCAGUAGAAGAAUAAGGGAAUAAGAGGCCAGUAGAAGAAUAAGGGAAUAGAGGCAGUAGAGAAAAGGAAUAAGAGGCCAGUAGAACAAUAAGGGAAAAAGAGGCAGUAGAAAAUAGGGAAAGAGGCCAGUGGAACAAUAAGGGAAUAAGAGGCCAGUGGAUCAAUAAGGGAAAAAGAGACCAGUAGAACAAUAAGGGAAUAAGAGGCCAGUAGAAGAAUAAGGGAAUAAGAGGCCAGUAGAAGAAUAUGGGAAAAUGAGUGGAUGCGACGGGAACAGCCCAGAAAAAUCUAUUUUAAUUUAAUAUAAUAUUAAUCAGAGGAUUUUCUCCUUUCAUGGAUCCCUCUUUCUCUUGUCGUUUUGCCCCCUUUUUCCUGGUUGGUAAAUGUGCCCCUAUUAGCCAGGGUCUGGGUCCUGGUUAGAAGGCCAUUACAACACCAUUCUGGAGAUGCAGAACUAAAUAGAUUCACCCCUCCCACACUUCUGCUAGCCAUUUGGUCAUCCUUUUCAAAUCUAUCUUUUCUUUGGGGUUUUUUCCUUCCUCUCCCCCUCCUCUAACCCAUCCUUUAUCUGCAUGAUAAAACGUCUGUUUGGCAUCUAAAGCCUUCAAGAAUAGAGGAAAACAUCCGACAUUGUCCCAGUGAACAGUUGUAGCAGACAAUUAGAGUUUGUCUGGGAUAGAAGCAGACAAGAGUGGGGUCACAGGCUCCCAGGCGUCCCCUUUGGGACCGCGGCCCAGCGAGCCACUCAGACACACACUGGGCUUUGGACAAACAUCGUCAACACACAGUCUCCGGACGUCUGAUCUCAUUAUAAAACACACUAACAUCUGCCAUGACCGUCUUAAACCGUCCGCCGCCGUACAAAGGGAAAUACUUUCUGUGGGUAUACAAAGUGUCUUUAUAGUAAUGUAUUGUAGUCCAAUCUAAAAUACAUAGAAAAUACAUCAUUGGUCGAUAUAAAAUGAAGUAAUUUCUUCACUAUGAUAAAACAUAUAUAAAUAGUAUUACUUUCAGUUUGAUAUUCAUUUGUACAUGGUAACACAGAACAAUGUAAGUUACAGUAUAUGAAGACCUAUUUUUAGUUACUGAUGAUGAACCAAUGAAAUGUUAAAGGGUUGUGGGGAAGCUUUUUUAGAUUCAAAAUGUAAAAAAGCCAAAAGGUGAAUAGUGUCCUGUCUGAACCAGGGCCACAUGGCAUGUCUGUGUGCGUCCAAAAUGUAAUCUUAUUCCCCGUACAGUGCACUACUUUUGACCAAAACUAGUGCACUGUACAGGGAACAGGGUGCCAUUUGGGACAGAGGCGUGGUAACCAAGCAGAACUGCUUUCUCCCUUGGCUGAUCAGGACUCCUGGCUGCAGUCAAGCACAAAGGACCAGAUGACGGCUUGGCUUUUCAUUCUGCUCUUCUAAAUCCCACUUCCUCUCAGACAAAACCAAAAUACUUUAAUGAUAUGCUUGAACUGUCACCCUCACUGCUGCAGCUUGAAAAUAGUGCACACACACACACACACAAAUAUGCAUGCACACACUUAUGCGUGCACACACACACACCCAAAACCCAACCCAGACACCCACAACCCACCCAUACCCCACCCACCCACACACACACACUCACACAUAGACAUCCUACGAUUCAUGGAGAGACAGUAUUUGACUCUAUAAGCAUGGUUUUGGUAGCUAAUGUUGUGUUAUUGUGUAACCCUGAUUAAUGAAGGCUCUUUAGAUGAAACAUUGGUGGAAUAAAUCCCACAGCAGGGAGAGAUGAGCCUUUCUUCUUCAUUUCUAUGGUUGUGUAAUGGUGAACGUGUCUUUUUUUGCAGGCCAACGAGUACUCCCACUCCCUGUCCUCCCUGAACCCUGGUCUGGACGGUGAGGUCAAACCCAGCCUGUCCUCCAGCGGUAACCAGAACCUUGGCCCCAGUGUCUCCGUGACACAGAGCUACUCUGUAGGUAAGGCACAGAGCCAAACACUGGUCCUGUCUGUGUGGCUCAGUUGGUAGAGCAUGAUGCUUGCAACACGAGUCCUGCAGUUGUGGGUUUGAUUCCACGCUAGGGCAACGAUACAAACAUAUUUGUAAGUUGCUUUUGGCUGUGUGUCUCAGAGUAGGAGUGCAUAUAUAGGAUCAGUUUAGCCUUUUAGAUCAUAAUUAAUAUGAUUACAUGGAGAGUUGGGACCUGAUCCUAGAUCAGUUACUCCUGGUAUAAGAUGCUUCAUACUGUACCUACGGCCCUAGCAUCGUCUGCCUGCCCAGCCAGGACAGGCCAAACCACAGCUUCAGCUAAGGGGAUUAUUGGUUUGUUUCCCAAAUGGCACCCUUUUCUAGUGCACUACUUUUGACCAGGGUCCAUAGGGCUCUGGUCAAAAGUAGUGCACAAUGUAGGGAAUGGGGUGGUAUUUGGGAUGGGCCUUUGUUCACUGUUCUGUUCAGAACAGCCAACAUUGUAAUGAAACAAAACAACAUGAUGUUGUGCAAUGCAAUGACAUGGCGUCUAUUUAUUUACAUGACAUAAAAAUAAAAAAGAAUACUCCAACCAGAAACAUCAAAGUAAGUGUGCAGAUUCUUUUAAUGCCGUUUGGUUUGACACUCUGAGUAGUAGUAGUAGUAGUGAGGGAGUUAGGUAGGAGGCAGGAGGAGGUAGGAGAAGGAGGUUUCUAUGGUACAAGCGCCCCCACCAGGUACUGGGGAGGAUGGUAGGCACGAGCCUCCAUGGAGGAGGAAGGAUAGGCCAGGGGGACGGUGACGGUAAGGAGCUCAGGAGCGUAGGAGAGAGGCAGCAUAGGAGUAGGAGAAGAGACCCAGGAGGAGGAGGUAGGUACCCAAGGAACGGAGUGAAGAGAUUAGGAGGAGCAGGAGAAGGACCCGAUACUCCCUUUCGCAGAAGUGAAGGAGGAGGAUGGCAGCGACGGAGGAGGAUGGUGAGCGACGAAGGGAGGAGGGGAGGCAGGAGGAGGAGGAAGGCAAACGGAGGGGGCCAGGAGUGAGGAAGGGGGCCAGGAGGAGGAGGAGGCGUUUAGGGAGGCUACCCGGUCAGGAGGCAGGCUAGGUAGGAGGCCGGGCGGGAAGGUCAGAGCCAGGCAGUGAGGCCUGAGGCUACUGCGAGGUGAGAAAGAAGGUGAGCUGGUAGUGACGGGAGGCUCUAGAGAGGAAUUUACGUGGACGAGGCCCAGGAGGAAGGCAGGUGAGGUAGGGCUAGGAAGAGGUGGCAGGUAAGACAGGUCAGUGUAGGAAGGCCUUCAUGGUAGGAGGCCGUGGACGGACGGAGCGCAACACUCCAGUGAGGUAGGCAGGCAGCACGGGGGCAGGCGGGGACAAAGGAGGUCAGGCAGGCAGGAGAGGAGAACAGAAGGUAGGGAGAGAGCCAGAAACCGAUCAGAGUUGUAGGAGGAGGCAGAGUAGGUUUAGGAGAGCGAGUGAGGAGGGUAGGGAGCGUCAGGAGGGAGGCAAGGGCAGGCAGGCCAGGGGGAGGGGGCGUUAUAGGCUAGGAGGUCUUCGGGGCAGAAGCUCGUAGCGUCUAGGUAGACGAAUGGUUCAGGUAGGAGGCAGGGGUAUCUCCUUACGAUAGGUAGCAGAAGACCAAAGGCAGGGCGAGGAGGGAGGCCACGGAGGUAGGGAAGAGGAGGAGGCAGGUAGGAGAAGGGUUGGGAUUUAGGAGAAGGAGGAUGGAGGCAGUAGGAGGGAGGCUCCCUAGGAUGGAGAAGACAGAACGGAGUAGGCCUAUAGUGAGCGAGGAGUACUAGAGGGAGUAGGUAGCAGUAAGCAGUGAGCAGGAGUAGUGUAGUAUAGUAGUAGUAGAGAGUAAUAGUAGUAUCAGUACGGAGAAGGACGGAAGAGCGAGGAGGGUGAGGUAGCUAAGAGGAGGAGAAGAAAGGAGAAGCCUAGGUUCCUUCGUAGUAUAGUAGUAGUUAGUAGUAGGAGUAGUAGCAGUAGUAGUAGUCCAGUAGUAGGAGCAGCAAGUAGAAGGAGUAGUAGUAGUAGUAGUAGUAGUAGUAUUAGGAGUGUAGUAGAGUUAGGAGUAGUAGUAGUCGUAGUAGUGUAAUAGUAGUAGAAGGAUCAGUAGUAGUAGUACUGAGUAGUAGUAGAGUAGUAGAGUAGUAGUAGGAGUAGUGUAGUAGUACCUAAUGUAGUAGUAGUAGUAGUAGUAUCGAGUAGUCGUAGUAGUAGUAAUAGUAGUAUCAGUAGUAUUAGUAGUAAGUAAUAGGAGUAUCAGUAGUAGUAGUGUUAGUAGUCAGUAGUAGUAGUAGAGUAGUAGUAUUAGUAGUAGUAUCAGGAGAGGAGGCACUAGGAGAGACAGGGGAAAAGGGAGGAGGAGGCCAGGACAAAGGACAGGCGACAAGGCGAAAGGGGGUGAGUACCCCGUGCGGCCCGGCACGGAGGAUGGGCAGGAACUAGGAAGAAUGGAGGAGAGAAAGGCAGGGCAGGUUCCAGGUAGGAGGAGGAAGGCUAGGUUUUAGGAGGAUAGGUCAGCAAGGCGAGAAGGACACAGGCCCUAGGAGGAGGACGCUCCCCCAGGAGAGCGAGGGUAGGAGGAGCGGAGAGAACUUGUAGAACAGGAGGGGUAGGAGUAGGUAGAAGGAGAGGAGGAGGAGAGGGAGUAAGAGCCAGGAGGGGUAGGACGAGUAGGAGGAGGAGGUAGGAGGAGUAGGAGGAGGAGGGGGGGAAGGGUGAGUAGUGAGGAGUAGGAGGUAGGUAGUAGCAGCAGGAGUAGGAGUAGUAGGAGUAGUUAGUAGUAGUAGUAGUAGUAGUAGUCGUAUAGUGGUAGAGUAGCCAGUAGUGAGUAGUCAGUAGUAGUAAGUAGUAGGAGUAGUAGCCGUUUGGUUUUGACACUCUCGAUUAGUAGUAGCAAGUAGUAUAGUAGCAGCCUAGAACAAAGGAGGAGGAGGUGCCAGACGGAGGUACGCGAGCGAGGUAGCGACCGCAGGAGACGAGGAGGAGGCAGACGGCAGGGGAAGCGUAGAGGGAGGGUAGGUGGGCAAGGCGGAGAGGAGGAGGGCAUAUAUGGGAGAACCUCACGUGUUCCAAUUUUCCCCCGUUCAGGAGUCUUUUUCACUUUAGUCCAAACCUAGCUACCCCUAUUACCUUUAGUUCUCUCAUCUCAAGCUCUACUCCCUACUUUUUUGUCCCGUGUGCUAACUAUCCACUCCAUCGCUACUUCCAUCCAUCCAGUCCCCUUGUUUUCUACCCCUAGGAGUAGGCAGAAGGCAAGGUCAGGAGGGGGCUAGACAGGUGAGGAGUAUGCCAGACAAGUCGUAGGAGUAGUAGGAGUAGGAGUAGGUGAGGUUGAGUAGUAGUGGGAGACAGUUGUAGUAAGCAGUAAGUAGUAGGAGUUAGUAGUAGUAGUAGUAGUAGUAGAGUAGAGCAGCAGUAGCAGUAGUAGUAGUACUAGAGUAGUAGUUAGCAGCAGCAGCAGUAGCAGGAGCGUGUGUAGUAGUAGUAGUAGUAGUUUAGAGUAGUAAUUCAGUAGUAUCAGUAGUAGUAGUAGUAGUAGUAGUAGUAGUAGUAGCAGCGUUUAUAGAAGUAGUAGUAGUGGAGUGUAGUAGUAUAGGGGAGGAGGAGGAGAGGAGGUAGUAGGAGAAAGAAGGUGAGAAGGAGGAGUAGGAGUAGUAGGAGGAGUGAGUAGUGUAGUCAGUAGGUCAAGUAAGUAGUAGGUAGAGUGCAAAGUAGUAGUAGUGGAAGUCGAAUAUAGUAGUAGUAGUAGUAGUAUCAGUAAGUAGUAGUAGGAGUAGUUAAAUAGUAGUAUCAGUUAGUAUUAGUAGUAUGUAAUAGUAGUAUCAGUAGUAGUAGUAGUAGGAAGGGUAGGAGUCAGGCAGUAGUAAAAUAACUAGGAGUAGUAGGUAGGAGUAGUAUUCAGGAGUAGGUAGGUCAGUAGUAGAGUACGGAGUUAGUAAGAGUAGUAUCAGUAGUAUCCCGUCGUAGUAGUAGUAGUAAUAUUAGAUCAGUAGUAGUAUAGUAGUAGAGUCAGUAGUAGUAUCAGUAGUAGUAGUAGUAUUAGUAGUAGUAUCAGUAGUAGUAGUGGAAGGAGGUAAGUAGGAGGAGGAGUAGUAGGGAGUAACUCAGGAGGAUAAGUAGGAAGUAGUAGGUAGGGUAGUAGUAGUAGUAGUAAGUAGGAGUAGUAGAGAAAGCUAGCAGUAGUAGCAGUAGUAGUAGUAGUAUCAGUAGUAUCAGUGAAGUAGGCCAGGUAGGAGGAGAACGUGAGAAGGACGGAGGAGUCUCAGGACAUGGAGGAGGGGAGCGAGGAGGAGGCAGGAGAGCGGCAGGAGGAGGUAGGUCAGGUAGGAGGUCAGAAGCAGGGAGGCAGUAGUAGUAGUAGGAGGAGUAGUAGUAGUAGUAGUAGUAGUAAGUAGAAGCAGCACGAAGCAGUAGCAGAGUAGUAGUAGGAGUAGUAGUAUCAGGAGUAGUUAGUAGAGUAGUAGUAGUAAGUAGUAGUAGUAGCGGAGUAGUAGUAGUAAUAGUAGUAGUAGGCAGGAAGGAAGAACUGAAGGCAGGAGCGAGGCAGGUAUGGCCAAGAGGAGGAGGACGGAGGAGGCUUGGAGGAGCGGCAGGAGGAGGAGAAGGAGGCUGCAGGAGGAGGCAGGCAAGAGGAGCGUAGAAGGAGCGAUAGGUAGGAGGGAGGCAGGAGAGCAUGCUUCAGGAGGCAGUAAGGAGGUAGGAGGAGAUCUGGGAAGGAGGUACAAGUAGGCCCUAAGGACGGAUCGUCAGGAUAAGGCGAGGAGCGACGGCAAGGAGGUAGGAGGAGGAGGUAGGAGCGAGGCAGGCAGGGAGAAAGGAGGAGAAGGUGUUUCUACGGAUAGGCUCAGGAGGAGGUAGGAGGAGGAGAGGAGGAGUAGGAGAAGAAGGAGAAGGUUAUCAGGAGGAGAGGUAGAUACGGAGGUAGGCGGCGAGGAAGACAGCCACAGAAGAAGGUAGAAGGACCGGAGUAGGAGGAGUAGUAGUGUAGUAGUAGUAGUACGUAAUAGUAAUAGUAGUACAGUAGUAUCCGUAGUUAGUAGUAGUAGUAGUAGGAGUAGUAGUAGAGUAGUAGUGAGAGCAGCAGUAGCAGUAGCAGUAGGAGGCCCCAGGUACGGUGGAAGGAGGAGAAGGAGUAGGAGCGAGGGGUUAGGAGCGAGGAGGUUGAGAAGGACGACUAGGAGUAGGAGGAGGAGGAGGCAAUCAGGCACCUUUUCCUUCAUUUCCUUCAGGAGGCACGGCCUCAUGGACGGAGGAGGAGGAGGAG